AUGGAUUUUCGGGGGAAGAAGUACGAGCGCGGCAGUAACUGGUCGGACCCCGAGGUGGUGGAGCUGCUGCAGCUGUGGGCCGACGAGUCGGUGCAGCUGGAACUGGAGAGCUGCUUGCGCAACCAGCACGUCUUCAACCGCAUCGCCGAGGUGCUGCGGGAGAAGGGCAUCCACCGGACGGGCGACCAGUGCCGGGAGAAGAUCAAGAAGAUGAAGCUGGAAUACCGCAUGAUGGCCCAGCAGGUGCUGCAGGGCGGCAUGGUGGACACCUACCAUCACCAGUUCUCCUCCUCGGCCCUGCCCUUUGGACACUCCCAGCACCCUGAACUGAUGGAGAUCAAAUGUGAGGAGGUGAACUCUGAUGAGCACUGCUUGACCCCAGAGCCCCCACCAGCCAUGUCUUACCAGCAGGGCUCCCCUGAAGAACAUGAGAUGGAGAGAGCCUUCUUGGAGAGGGCCCAGAACGACUCUCCCAUCUCCAGGGUGGAGAUUCCCAUUGAAACCAGUGUUUCACCUUCAGGUUUCAGUGAGCCCAACAUGGCAAACUCAUCGCGGAUCCAAAACGUGGUUCCCCGUCCUGGCUUCUCCGCUUUGCAUCGGCUGAGGAAGAAGCGGAAAGGCCAGCGUGUGAAAGACCCUCUCGACGAUCUCUUGCUGAAGACCCUGACGUCACAGCGGGCCAUGGAAGAGCGCUUUUUGCAGAUGGAGGAACGCCGAUUUCAGCGAGAUUUGGACGUGGAGGAGCGUCGGAUGCAACUGGAACAGCGCCGGUUUGAACUGGAGCGGGAGCACGAGUUCCGCAUGUUUAACGUCUUCGCUCAGAUGCUCAGCAUCCUAAAGCAGAGCCAUAGCGGCUCCGCUUCCUCCGUCGCCAUCCCUCGGGGCUUGGACUUCAGCCAGGCACUGUCCGAAAUCGCGGGGAUGGGAGGAGGAGGAGGCAGUGGUGACCUGCAAGAGCUGAGGGCUCGGCCGCUUGCCGAGAGGAGGGUCGACAUGCACGGCUUCUGUAACCCCAGAGACUUCCAGAGAAGCCCCUACCUCUCUGCUCGCGGCAACAUCGCCAACAUUUUUCGUGGCUCCUCCGAGGAAGGGUACAAAGCUUAUCACGCUGACAAGUAUGAUGAAGACAAGAACCCCAAUGGUAUAAUAAACUUUGGCACAAGUGAGAAUAAACUCUGCUUUGACCUGAUGUCUAAGCGGCUGACACAGACCGAUAUGAAUCUGAUGGAGCCUCCACUGCUUCAGUAUCCUGACUGGAAGGGACAUAUGUUUUUACGGGAGGAAGUGGCUCGAUUUUUGACCUAUUACUGCAAGGCGCCUGCACCUCUUAAGGCAGAAAAUGUGGGAGCAGGAGUCAAACCUGCUCCCGUACGAGACAGUGGUUUCCACUUUGGCACAGACUUGGCAGGAGGUCGGAGCUGCUGUUACCACGAGGAGACGGUGAUUGUUUUAAAUGGCUGUGGCUCGCUAUUUUCUGCGUUAGCUACAGUCCUUUGUGAUCCAGGGGAAGCUGUUCUGAUUGCUACUCCCUUUUACGGUGGUAUCACUCAAGGUGUCUUCCUCUACGGUAAUGUCAAGCUGGUGUAUGCCUAUUUAGACAGUAAGGUUACUGGAACAAGCACUCGGCCUUUUCAGCUUACGGUGGAAAAACUGGAAAAAGCCUUGCAGGAUGCCAGGGCAGAGGGUGUCACUGUAAGGGCCUUAAUUCUUCUGAAUCCCCAAAAUCCCCUCGGGGACAUCUACUCCUUGUCAGAGCUACGGGAUUACCUGGAAUUUGCUAAAAG
This is a messenger RNA of Tauraco erythrolophus (red-crested turaco), 1784 nucleotides long. Lineage: Eukaryota; Metazoa; Chordata; Aves; Musophagiformes; Musophagidae. The record is from RefSeq and is a predicted model, not a curated record.